Messenger RNA from Dromaius novaehollandiae (emu), 4159 nucleotides. RefSeq names its product 5-hydroxytryptamine receptor 4 (gene HTR4). Bases 195 to 1358 code for a protein of 387 amino acids. Gene Ontology annotation, molecular function: G protein-coupled serotonin receptor activity. Lineage: Eukaryota; Metazoa; Chordata; Aves; Casuariiformes; Dromaiidae. The transcript has 7 exons. The record is from RefSeq and is a predicted model, not a curated record. Gene Ontology annotation, cellular component: plasma membrane. Gene Ontology annotation, biological process: regulation of appetite; adenylate cyclase-activating adrenergic receptor signaling pathway; chemical synaptic transmission.
CUCCGCGCCCCUCCGCGCCGCACGGAGCCCGCCCUCGCCGCUCGCCAGCGCGGCUCUGCCCCGCCGCCGCCGGGAUGAGGAGGCGCGCCUAGGGAGCCGCGCCAUGCGCCGCCGGCGCGGGGCUCUCGCACGGCCAUGGACAAGAUCUCUUCUAUGGGCAUUGAACUCCCAGCUCCCUAUGCCUAUUGCCUGUGAUGGAAGAACUUGAUGUUAAUGUGAGUUCGAGUGAGGGCUUCAGCGUAGCAGAGAAGAUCGUGCUGCUCACCUUUAUCUCAGCGGUUAUACUCAUGGCCAUCCUGGGGAACCUGCUGGUGAUGGUGGCUGUGUGCAGGGACAGGCAGCUCAGGAAAAUCAAGACCAAUUAUUUCAUUGUUUCACUUGCCUUUGCGGACCUGCUGGUGUCAGUACUGGUGAUGCCAUUUGGAGCCAUUGAGUUGGUUCAGGACAACUGGAUCUAUGGAGAGAUGUUCUGCCUGGUACGAACAUCCCUAGAUGUUUUGCUCACCACAGCAUCAAUCUUUCAUCUGUGCUGCAUUUCACUGGACAGGUACUAUGCCAUCUGCUGCCAGCCGCUGGUUUAUAGGAACAAGAUGACUCCACUGCGCAUUGCUGUAAUGCUUGGAGGGUGCUGGGUAAUCCCGACAUUUAUUUCUUUCCUCCCUAUAAUGCAAGGCUGGAAUAGCAUUGGCAUCAUUGAUCUGAUUCAGCAAAGGCAGUUCAACAAGGCUUCCAACUCCACUUACUGCAUCUUCAUGGUCAACAAGCCAUACGCCAUUACCUGCUCAGUGGUGGCCUUCUACAUUCCCUUCCUUCUGAUGGUGCUGGCCUACUACCGCAUCUACGUCACUGCCAGGGAGCACGCCCGGCAGAUCCGAGUGCUCCAGCGCGCAGGGGCCCCCGCAGAAGGCCGGCAGCACCACCCAGACCAGCACAGCACGCACCGCAUGAAGACUGAGACCAAAGCUGCCAAGACCCUGUGCAUCAUCAUGGGGUGCUUCUGCCUGUGCUGGGCCCCCUUCUUUAUCACAAACAUAGUGGACCCUUUCAUAAACUACACCGUGCCAGGAAAGGUGUGGACAGCUUUCCUGUGGCUGGGCUACAUCAAUUCAGGGUUGAACCCCUUCCUGUACGCCUUCCUGAACAAGUCUUUCAGACGUGCCUUCCUCAUCAUCUUGUGCUGUGGUGAUGAGCGAUACCGAAGGCCUUCCAUCUUGGGGCAGACGGUCCCUUGUUCCACCACCACAAUAAAUGGAUCGACUCAUGUGCUAAGGUACACUGUUUUACAUAAUGGGCAUCAUCAGGAACAUGAGAAGCUUCCCAUCCACAAUGACCCAGAAUCCCAAGAGUCCUGUUUCUAAUCAAGAUCCUAGAAGAGGAAUGGCCCAGUGAAAGAACAGAUUCCUUUCAGGAUCCCUAAAGGAUUCCUGGACAGCAGGACUUUUAUUCAAACUCAUUCAUCUGCAUUUUCAUGGUGCCUCCUGCACUGACUUCAUGUGAAUGCCCAACCGUGUGCAUGUGUAGAUCGAUGGGAGCACAGGAAGGUAUACAAUGAGCAGAAUGACUGAGGAGACACUUCUGUAUCUGCAAGGACAUCAGGACUAUAUUACUGCAUCAAAACUUUACUGUUGGUGCUCUCCAGGAGUGAGCAGAUUUCUGUCAAUGUAAAGAAACAACACAGAUACAAGCCACCACAGGGACUCCUGUUACUCCUUUCCAGCUGCUGUCUUUGUACAAGCCACCUCUUUGUCCUGUGACACCAGUAUCAUGACCUUAAAGAUUUCAAGUCCUGGCUUGAAGCCCUAACAUUAAAUGAGAAUAAAUGCCUGUUUUAUCUGCUCAAGGUCCUACUCACCUGUGACUGGAUGUUGCCAGGAAAGAAACAGCACUACAUUUAGAUAAUAAAGAGGAAAUAUUUGCCUUUUUGAUUAUCGUUACUGGUAAAAGGUUAGCACAGCUUUCUUUGUAAAUGCUUUUAUUGUGUUUCCUGGGCAAGUUCAUUGGUGGAAGUUCACUGGCAGAAGUUCAUUGGCCUGAAGAGCUGAAGCGUGGCCUACACAGACGUUUCACAACUAACAGAGACUGCAGGGCCCAGCAAGUGCUGCUUGAACUCCAGCCCAAGUGUUAGAAGACAGUGGCCAUCCUCUGCCAUUUGCAGCCAGUGGACUGGAUGCAGCCCUCAAAACCCAGGGAACCUGCCAGCGCAGUCCUCAUCUGAGCGAACUUUGGGCAUUCUUAUCGAGGAGAAAGGUUGGUCAAGAGACAGGGUCAGUCUGUAAUAGUUCACUAAGUGCCAUCUUGAAAAAUAUAUCAUCUAAAAAGCUUUUCUAGCUCCAUUAGGAAGAUGGACUCCUACUUAUGUUUUCCAUCUUUAUUUUUAUAUUUGUUUCUGUUCUCUUCCAACUCCGAGGCAAGAAGUUUCAGAACUUUCAAAUAUUACUGUAUGCACCCGAUUGUAAAAAUCUCAGUCUCUAGCUGCUUCUUGCAUGUAGAUGUUGCUACGUUCCUUGUGAGCAUCUUUCACCUUUGCAUGUUAGUGGUAGACAAGGCUGUAGGCUUAGCAACUUUGGGAGAAUUAUUUUCACGCAGUGGGAAAUAUGCAGGAUCAAGACUAUAAACCUCUGCCCUUUCUCGAUGAAGAUCUAACCCAGAGAUGCCACCCUGAGCCUAAAAAACAAAAUUGUACUUUGUUACAUUGUGUAAUCAUGUACAGAUAUUUUUAAUGUAAAGAAAAAGUGACAUUAUUUAUUAUUAUUUUUUAUCAAGAAUGUGUGUUUUUUUCAUUAAAAGCUUCUAGACCCAGGAGCUUAACAUAUAUAUAUAUAUUAUUUAGUAAUGUUUCUGUUGCUAUGUGACAGGUAUUUACUGUAAACAAACAAACAAACCCUAGUUUGAACAAGCAAAAAUGUUGCUCAGUAUGAAAAAAUUUUGUGCAGAAGAACUUCCAUGCCAUGAUGUCUGACUUCUUUAAAAUAUUCCUUCCACUCAGAAUAGAGUCAUCGAUAAGGCUUCUCAUACUUUUCCUUUAGGAUUCAACAGAACACUGCACAGAAACAGCUCUAAUUAGGAGGACUCAGGCACUUAUUAAUGUAGAAAAUCCCUAGCAGUUAGAAAGAGACAAAGAACUGAUGUUUGAGAACAUAGGUGUUGAUGGAAAGAAUACAAGGUGUUCUAAAAGAGAGGGUGAGAUACAGAGUUUGAGGCAAUUCUUGGUUCUGUAAUGACCUGUUCUUACAGGGUUGUGUUUCCAGAAAAACUCCAUAUUAGCUCAACUCUAUAGCUACUACUAAAACAGACUUCAGUGGGUGAAAAAAAUAGGGCAUUGUUGAGAGCUUUGGAAAAAAUCCAUCCAAAGCUGCAUCAGUCGUAUGAUUUACACCUCUAUGGAAUUGCUCAUAUGGAUUUUGUUUGGAUUUGGGUAUGAAAGACUGCAAAACAAGUUGUCUUAGUUUCAUCCCAAGCAUCAAAUUUCUUAAAGAAAAUCCUAACAAAGCUUUUCUCUGUCCCCAUUAAAAGGCAUCAAAAUGUUGGUGAAGAUUUCUGUUAGUGAUGUACAACCAGCAGCAUGGGGAUGCAAUAUAAUGGUUUUCCUUUGUUUCCACUGUUGUUCUUGAAGGGUUUUUUUUCCUAUAUUUUAAUGUGCUUUAGUAAUAUAUCUCUUCUUAAUUUAAAAUGAACUUCUCAACACUGAAUUUUAUUCAUGAGAGAUGUUCGGAAGGGUCUGUCAAGGGGAUCCUUAGCUCACCAGCCAAAAUGGUCAACAGCUCUCAUACAAAAAGAGAUCCAGUCCCAGAACCAUAUUUGCAAAUGUUCAUGUUCUGUGUCAUCUCUGGCUAAUGGUUGGUCAGACCCAACUAACUUGUCAUGAGCAAUCUGGCGGCUAUUGCUCAGUAAGUCAAUAAUUGCAGCAAUGCUUCUGUGAACCCAGCAAAUGAUAUUGUCCGUCAUCAACGAGUUAGCAUUUCUAUAGAAAAGAAGCUGUCUCAUGGAAAGAACCUGUACUCAGUUUCCUUCCUUCUCCAACAGUAGCUGCUCCAGCAGCCUCUGAGUUCAUCUUCCCAUUGACCAUUCUGGCUAGUGGUUCUGGAAUCUCUGCCUGUGCUGAAUAAGAUGUGUUGCAUUGGCUGUUUCUAAAAGUAAAAAUUCCUCUAUGUAAAUUAAA